AUGGCACCCAUUCAGCCCCAUUGGCAAAGGCCGUCUCAUCCUGAAAUCCAGGAGGUCAUCAUCAACGAGGCAGAGUUCUCCUCGAAGAGCCUGUCCAAGGUGUCGGUCCCACCGUUCGGCUUGUACGCCAAGAUGGCGUUUCCUCCAUGCACAAUAGCCGAGGCACCCACAUAUGCCACUGUCCAGAUGGGCCGAGACAGGCAUUUGGACCUCAACAGCGACUUGCUAUACAUUAACCACUCUUGUGAACCUUCUCUUAUAUUUGACACGACCAACUUCAAUGUCCUUGCCGGACCGAAGGGUCUCGAACCGGGCGAUGAGCUCACCUUCUUCUAUCCCUCCACCGAAUGGGACAUGGCCCAGCCCUUCGACUGCCUGUGCGGGAAACCGACGUGCCGCGGUCGAAUCAGCGGGGCCAAGAAUAUGACUCGUGCACAGCUCGAGGGCGUCUGGCUGAACGGACACAUUCGCCAGCUCCUGGAGGAGCAGCAAAACGCCGGCAGCAACGGCACUGCUGCAGACGCCGAGAAGAAGCGACCUGAGAAUGGCGCUUCGAGGAUCCCGCUGCCCGAGACCAACGACCCCACGGCGCAGGCGCUGAAAGACGCCCUGCUGCAUGCCGAAAAGGUCGUCGAGGCCGCGCGCGUGGCGCUGAUCUCGUACGUCGAGUCGGUCGACGCCAGGAACCGCAACGGCAAGGCCCAGGGCUCGUACAAUGGCGCUUCGUUCGGCGCCGGCCCCGGAGACGAGUCCGUGGGCUUGGUCAGCGGCGCCUCGCGUCGAGGCCCGACGUCAAGGGAAUUGAGCGGCGAGAUGGGCGGCGAUACGAUUUGUGCCUAG
This is a messenger RNA of Phaeoacremonium minimum UCRPA7, 840 nucleotides long. Its product is annotated as putative galactose-proton symport protein. The record is from RefSeq and is a predicted model, not a curated record. The transcript is spliced from 3 exons. NCBI's taxonomy places the organism in Eukaryota, Fungi, Ascomycota, Sordariomycetes, Togniniales, Togniniaceae. Bases 1 to 840 code for a protein of 279 amino acids.